AUGAUCUUUACACUGAAUACGAUAUCCAAGGUUUUCGCCUUGGUAUCGUUCAUUCUCAGUAUGCUUUGCCUGUUUGCUGGCUCACAAAAUUCGGUAUUGCAGAAUGCGAGUGUCAUGAUGCUUGAUACUUCAGCAUCCCAGCCUACCUCAGCAAUCCAAUCAGCGGUGAAUAGUACCACAGCUGAUUUGGGUUUAAAAGACUUCUAUGCCAUACACGUUUUGUCAUACUGCGAAGGAACUUUCAAAAGGGCUGGCGAGGGCGGACUGAACUUGACAAGCUGCUCAAAACGCAAAGCACCCUUUGCAUUCAAUCCGACGAAAGUCUUCUCUACGGAGUUCAAGGCUGGCUUUAACAUAUCGGAUAUCAACUGGCCAGACAGAAUCAACGAUGACUUUGAAGUCAUGGAAAUGACUGCCAAAGCCAUGUCAGUGCUGUAUGUCGUUGGCGUGGCAGCAACGGGAGUCGCGUUUCUCAUGGAAAUUCUCCUUACGCAAGCUGGAGGAAAGCCAUCCAUGUUUGCGCAUUUAUUCUUUGUUGUGCUCAGUUUUGUUUGCCUGGGGAUCUCGUCCUCCUUGGCGACGGUGAUUGCUGUUCAGUUCGUGAACCUUAUCAACCGACAUGGUCAAGAAUAUGGCCUCGUCGCAAAAGGGGGCGGUAGCUUCCUGGGCAUGACAUGGUCUGCCGUUAUGCUGUCUUUCCUCACGAUUGUUUUUAGUGUCAUUACAUUACCGUCCUCUGCCAGUCCUCCCGUCUUAGAGAAGGAAAUUGAAGAUGUGUAG
This is a messenger RNA of Talaromyces marneffei, 780 nucleotides long. RefSeq lists its product as uncharacterized. The transcript has 3 exons. Gene Ontology annotation, biological process: fungal-type cell wall organization. The record is from RefSeq and is a predicted model, not a curated record. Gene Ontology annotation, cellular component: plasma membrane; cell cortex of cell tip. The coding region runs from base 1 to 780 and encodes 259 amino acids. Lineage: Eukaryota; Fungi; Ascomycota; Eurotiomycetes; Eurotiales; Trichocomaceae.